This is a messenger RNA of Dreissena polymorpha, 1034 nucleotides long. RefSeq names its product short-chain collagen C4-like. The transcript is spliced from 3 exons. The record is from RefSeq and is a predicted model, not a curated record. Bases 79 to 855 code for a protein of 258 amino acids. Lineage: Eukaryota; Metazoa; Mollusca; Bivalvia; Myida; Dreissenidae.
AUCUCAAUACAAAGGCUGCCAGUAGUUUAAGAUCACGAAAUACAAGUCGACUUUUAUUUUGUUUGAGUCUACUCACCGAUGCACAUCAACACAAUGACUUUGAUGACAACACACAGGGCGAUUGUAUGGCUUCUUUUGCUGCGAUUGAGCUGCUGUACCAUGGAUAGGAGACUGGUGCUUCACAGUGAUGUAGAUAUGGCCGCUGCCAUUCAGACAUUGACUGCAAGGAUUGAACAGUUGGUAGCUAAAGACAAUCAGCAUGAAUCGGAAAUACAAGCUCUGAAGGCUGGAUCUGUUGGAGCAUCAAUUUACACCAGAUGGGGACGAACGACAUGCCCAAAGAACGGAACAGAGCUCGUUUAUAAUGGUUUCACUGCAGGAAACACAUACGACAAAAAUGGAGCUGCAGAUUACAUUUGUCUUUCGGGUGAUCCUAUAUGGGGUGUAUACAGUGAUUCUCCACGAACAUAUUCACCGUAUAUAUAUGGAGCAGAAUACGACAUGAAUUGGUAUAGUGCAGGGGCUUCACAAUUCUUUGGAAGCAAUAUCCUCGACCACGACGCCCCUUGUGCCGUGUGCAGAUCCAGCCGCCAAACCACCGUGAUGAUUCCUGGCAGGAACCAGUGUUACCCCGGCUGGACGAUGGAGUAUGCAGGCUACCUGGUAUCUGGUCUAAGUGAACAUGCAUCGCCGACUAAUUACGCUUGUCUCGAUACUAAACCAGAGUUUGAAUUUGAAGAUGCUGAAAACAAGAUCGGUAAACUGAUGUAUUUGGUGGUAGCUGCCUGUGGGACGCUGAAGUGUCCACCAUACGUUCAGAGCCGAGAGAUCACCUGUGCUGUGUGCUCAAAAUGACCAAUUGAUGUUUUUUGAGUACCUUUGUAUAUAACUACAGUGCUGAGGUGCAUAUCAUAAGUUUGUUUUGUCAACGCAGUUAUUAAAGGAUGCUUAGCGGACUAAUAAAACAUUGCGUCCUUUCUGCCAAAUAAAAAUAUAAAUCGAAAUCUAUACUAAAUAAAAGACCUUUAACCUUA